UUUAAAUAGUAUAAGUAGGAGACAUAUUUUAUAAACUCGCGGCAUAACUUGGAGUUUUAAAAUAGACCGGGAACCGCAAAAUCGGUGUUUGACACAGUCGCCCGGGUUUUCGCAUUCGAAUAAGUCGGCUUCAUAUAUUUUUUAGACCUGGAUAUAUAACAAAAGCAACUAAGCCAUGAGCGGUCCCUUCAAGAGAAGGUCUUCGAUCAAGACCUUGCCUGCCAUGAGUCUUCCCGUCGACUCAAUGCGCAGGGCUUCCAUUCGAAGGGCAUCGGUAGCCUUGGGACAACAGACCAAAACGGCCGGCCAACAGGAAGUUCCUUGGGAUAUUCUAGACAGAUGUUUGCUACCCGUGGUGUUCUGUCAUGCUGCGGCUGUCAUCGCUAGUAACGCGUUAAAUGUGCUCAAAAUUUGGCAAGUGACGACGUUUACUUUGUUUAUAUGGUUUACGAUUGUGACUAUUGGAGCGGUUCUUUUUUACCAUAAUCUUAAGGUGACAGCAGCGGGCAAAGCCGUCCUCAUUACCGGAUGCGAUUCCAGGAUAGGGAGCGCCCUCGCCAGGCAGCUAGACGAACAAGGAUUCACCGUGUUUGCAGGAUUCCAGAACGCCGCAGGAAGCUCCGCGGCAGAGGAGUUGAAGGAAGUUUGUUCUGCGAGACUGCAUGUUUUGCAGUUGGACGUGUCCUCGGAAACUCAAAUUUUAGCGGCAUCUUUGUAUGCCGUUGAGCAUCUGCCAGAUGGCGCUCCUGGUUUGUGGGCUGUUGUACAUGCUCAAUCAUGGGUGGCGUUAGGAGAAAUUGAAUGGAUUCCACCUCAGGUAAUCAAGAAAGCAGCUGACAUCAACUUCAUUGGACCAACCAGAGUUACCCAAAUUAUGCUUCCUCUUGUCCGCCGCGCUAAAGGUCGCAUCGUCAUGAUCACAUCCGGUCUUUGCAGAGUUGCAUCUCCAGUUAGGGGGAUCCACUGUGGACUGCUGGCUGCUUUGGAAUCUCAAGCUGAGUGCUUAAGGAAGGAACUGAAAAGCAGAGGUGUUGAUGUAGUAGUAGUAGCCCCAGGCGAAUUGACUGCUGGUUCAUCGUGGUUGUCAGAUCAACACAUAAUCGAUCAAGCUAAAGACAUGUGGAAACAACUGGGUCAAGAACAGAAAACAGAAUAUGGUGAAAACUACUUCGAAAACGCGUUAAGAAGUUUAGAAAAGCACACCAAAAAUCAAGAAGUGGACCUCUUUCCAGUUCUUCGCUCUUUGAACGACGCCUGUAUCCGCACAUUUCCCUUGACAAGAUACACGCCAGUCUCCCGCAAGGAAAAGGUCCAAGUCUUCAUCGCUGAAUACCUUCCACGCGCUGUAUACGACGUGAUUUACUCUUAGGUUAAAAGUUUAGAACAUCAGCUCAAUUUACAACGUAUAUUUUAUGUAUUGUUUGUAAUUGUCUAGUCUAACUAUAGUUGCACAAUACAAAAUUUGCAUUUUGUAAAUAGUAUAUAAAUAAAUUUUUUAACAGUAAA
Messenger RNA from Diabrotica virgifera virgifera (western corn rootworm), 1506 nucleotides. RefSeq names its product D-beta-hydroxybutyrate dehydrogenase, mitochondrial. The record is from RefSeq and is a predicted model, not a curated record. Lineage: Eukaryota; Metazoa; Arthropoda; Insecta; Coleoptera; Chrysomelidae. Bases 176 to 1369 code for a protein of 397 amino acids. The transcript is spliced from 6 exons.